UGCUGCAGCUGGGCAGACCUGCGGGGUUUGAGCCGUGGCCGACGGAUGGCCAACGUGCGGGUGGCGGUGAGGGUCCGGCCCCUCAGCAAGAGGGAGAUCAAAGAAGAGGGAAAAAUUAUUGUGGAAGUUAAUGGCAAAGUGGCAAAAAUCAGGAAUUUAAAGGUGGACAGUCGACCUAAUGGCUUUGGCGACUCCCGAGAGAAGGUUGUGGCGUUUGGCUUUGAUUACUGCUACUGGUCAGUCAACCCAGAGGAUCCCCAGUAUGCAUCUCAGGAUGUGGUGUUCCGGGACUUGGGGACUGAAGUACUGUCUGGAGCUGCCAAAGGCUACAACAUAUGCCUUUUUGCCUAUGGGCAGACAGGCUCUGGGAAGACCUACACCAUGCUGGGCACCCCAGCCUCUGUUGGGCUGACACCGCGGAUAUGUGAGGGUCUCUUCAUCAGAGAGAAAAACUGUGCCCCACUGCCUGCCUCCUGCAGUAUAAAAGUAAGCUUCCUGGAAAUCUAUAAUGAACGAGUGCGGGAUCUGCUAAAGCAGUCUGAUCAAAAAAAGACCUAUAAUCUGCGGGUCAGGGAGCACCCAGAGAUGGGGCCGUAUGUACAAGGUUUAUCUCAACACGUAGUUACCAACUAUAAGCAAGUAAUUCAACUCUUGGAGGAGGGAAUAGCAAACAGAAUCACAGCAGCAACCCAUGUUCAUGAAGCCAGCAGCAGAUCCCACGCCAUCUUCACUAUCUACUAUACACAGGCAUUCCUGGAGAACAACCUCCCCUCUGAAAUCGCUAGCAAGAUCAACCUUGUGGACCUAGCAGGCAGUGAAAGAGCAGAUCCCAGUUACUGUAAGGACCGGAUUACUGAAGGAGCCAAUAUCAACAAGUCUCUUGUGACUUUGGGAAUCGUCAUCUCCACCUUAGCCCAGAACUCUCAGGUAUUCAACAGCUGCCAGAGCCUCACCAGUGCAGCGAGCGAUGGUGGUGACAGCGGGCUCCCUAGCUCUCCUUCCGGGGCCAGCAGUGGAGGGGGACCCUCCCGGAGGCAGUCAUACAUCCCCUACCGGGACUCAGUAUUGACCUGGCUGCUGAAGGACAGCCUCGGAGGCAACUCCAGAACCAUCAUGGUUGCCACCGUGUCUCCUGCACACACUAGCUACAGUGAGACCAUGAGCACAUUGAGAUAUGCAUCCAAUGCCAAAAACAUCAUCAACAAGCCUAGGGUAAAUGAGGAUGCAAAUGUGAAGUUGAUCAGAGAACUCAGGGAAGAGAUUGGGAGACUGAAAGCCAUGCUGCUGAGCUUUGAGCUGAGAAACUUCCAUUCAUUGAAUGAGGGAAAGGAUGAAAACCUGAAGGAGCUGAUUCUCCAAAAUGAAUUGAAGACAGACCAGCUGUCUAAAGACUGGGCCCGGAAGUGGAACGAGUGGCAGGAUCUCGUGGAACAUUACAGAGUGGACAUCAACAGGAGGCGGGCUGGGCUGGUCAUUGACUCCAGCCUGCCACACCUGAUGGCCUUGGAGGAUGACGUGCUCAGCACAGGUGUCGUGCUCUAUCACCUCAAGGAGGGGACGACAAAAAUAGGAAGGAUUGACUCAGAGCAGGAACAGGACAUCGUCCUGCAGGGUCAGUGGAUCGAGAGAGACCACUGCACCAUCACCAGCGCCCGUGGGGUCGUCAUGCUGCGCCCUGCCCGCGGCGCCCGCUGCACGGUCAACGGCCGAGAGGUCACCUCCUCCUGCCGUCUCACCCAAGGAGCAGUCAUAACCCUGGGGAAAGCACAGAAGUUCCGGUUCAACCACCCCGCAGAGGCCGCCGUCCUUCGGCAGAGGAGGCAGGUCGGAGAGGCUGUUGGCGGCAGUGGCUCUCUGGAGUGGCUGGACUUGGGUGGAGAUGUCACCACCUCCCAGAUGUGUCUCUGCCCUUUGCUUUGGAAGGAAAGGAGAGCGCUGGGAGAGCAGAAUGACAAGGACCACUGGCCACUGAGGGCUGGAGAGACGCCCUACGGCACCCAGAUUCCGCAGCAGCAGCAGCACCUCGUGGGGGAUGUGAGGCAGCAGAUCCUAGUGGGACAGAUCAGAGCCAAACGGGAAGCGGAGCAGGAACAGCUGCACGCCGGCCUGCGGGCUGAAGACGACCAGCAGUGGCUGCUCAGAGGAGAGACCUGGCUGGCCAGCUCGAGGCAGCAGCCGCAGCAAGACCACGCAGCAGAGAAAGAACUUGAGGCUGCAGUGCCUUCUCAUUCGUGGUGCCAGACAGACCCCAAGACUCAGCCGUCCCCCCAGGUCCAAAGCCAGAGCAGGGUGGUACACCUGCAGUUCCUGCAGAGACACGAGCGGAGCAUCCGGCAGAAAAGAGCCUCAUUCAAGCUGGAGGGGAUCAUCAAGAAGCAGAGGCUGCUGGAGGCCCACAGGGGACCUGAGCAGCUCAGGGCGCUGUGCUGGUUCCAGGAUGACCGCCCUCGGAGGACCGCCCUCUCAGCCCUCCGCCCUGGUACCCUGGUCCCAGGGCCUCAUCGUAGAAGCAGGUUGACAAGCUGCAGUUCUCUGCGCCUCCGAAGGCCCUGCAGCUGGCACUCAGCCCAGUUGCGCAGUGUUUUCGUGAAUCGGGACCCCUCCACCACGUUACCACCUGUUGCUGACCCUCCUGAGCAAUUCUCGGAAGAGUAUCUGUCCCUGGCUGCUUCUUACCCCCCAAGGAUAGGGCAUCUCAUCCAGCAUGCCCUCUGUUCCUCAGGCGAGGGGCACUUCGGCAUAGCCAGGAAGGCCCUGACCUGGAAGGGAGCCUCACCCCUGGGUACGUGCCUCACCGAGAGCUCCGAGUCGGCCAGUGUCCAGGAAGUGGAGAGAAUGGCCCUGCCGGCGCCAGUGGAGCUGGAGGAGCCCCAGGGGAAGGAGCGGGACCUCCCAGAGCCAGACAACUCCGAAAGUGACGACAGCCAAAUAUCUGAGGACUCGCUGGCUGAGAAGGGGCCCGGAAACCCACGGGACAACCCAGGACACAGUUACCUCACCAGCGGCUGUGGCCACGGCCAGGCCAGAGCGCAAGCCUCUGGGAGGGGCUUCACCACAUCCUCAGGCAGUCGACCAUUCACCUUGGCUCACAGGAGUGUUUCCCUCGAUAGCCUGAUUGAUGCUGAAGAUGAACCGGGAGACCAUUGGCAACGAAAGCCGUCCUUUGCUUCAACUGAUGAGAUGCCCACGGAGACUUUCUGGCGCCUGCAGAGCCCCAUUCUGCCUGCAGGGGGCCAGGAGGCAGUGUGCAGGCUUGGUCCCAUCAGUCACAGAAGAGCCCCCAGGCUAGAUGCCAUCUUGCCAGUGAGCAGUUCAUUCUACCUGGAACCCCAGCCGCAGCCGCCCUGUGAACAGCCUGAGGUGGCGAUGGAGGGAAGCCCCACAGAACCGGCCACCACUCUCCAAGACGUGCAGCCCUCCAGAGGGAGCCCUCUGGUGUCCAUGGAUUCUUGGUUCUCCUGUGACUCCAAGAUCAAUCCCAGCAGCCCCCCACAUUCUUUAUGUCCAAGUCCCAACAUCCAGAAGGUUCAGCGCUGUGGUUGGGAAAGGCCUGGAUACUGGCUCAAUAUAGAAGAACUCGAGUCACCAGGUGCAGAAACCAUCCUGCCUUUCAGCACCACACUGCCCCCGGCCAGCACUGAGCUGCCUUGCAGCAUUAGCAGUGUGUAUACAGAUCCCGUUUCUGGGUCUGUGUCCCUCUGGGACCCUUGCAGCCUUCUUCAGCCAGGAGCUGAGGGUACCUUUCAACCCAGUGGGGUCCCUGACACGGCCCAGCAAGGCGUCUCUGAAGCAUCUAACUCUAGUGUGUCCAGCUUGUUGGCUGCCUCUGCCAGCUCAUUUACUUAUGUUGGCAGUGCCUGUGAGAGAGACUGGGCUGCCCUUCAGAAAAAAUACCUCCUUGAACUGUCUCAUCCUGUUUUGGAGGCCACGGGAGCCCCCAGGCCAGUUUUCCCCUCCCUUAAGGAAGACUCUGGUCCUCCGGUUCAAGCUUCCGGCAGGGGAGGAGAUGCUGUAUUGCCAGUUGGUCCUGGGGCAUCCAGCAGCCCAGAUUUCAACAAUGUUCCAACCCAUCUGUCCAAAAUUAGGCGUUUGAGAGCAGAGAAAGAACAGGACAGUCUGAAUGUCAAGGUAGAAGGUACUUCAGAUUUCUUUACAACUAGUGAGAAAGAGGUGAGUCAUAGUGGAACUUACUCAGCAGAUGUAGAAUCGUUGACUUCUGGACCUACAAAUGCACAGGUCUCUGCAGCAGAGAACAAGAUGGCAUAUCCCAUGACGGCAGCACGGGGAGUCAAAAAGAGCAGCUUAGAGGAGUCCUCUCAGAGCAGCGAGAAACCUGGACUCAUGAUGUCCUCUGAUGAAUGUUUCAUCCUGAAGAACCCUUGUCACCAUAUUGUCACCAUAGCCACCAAAGACCCCCAUUGGCGGCGAGGCUGGGCUCCUUUGAGGAAGAAGAGAGCAGGCCCGGUGAGGCGAUUAGGGCUGAACAGCCACCGCCCCCCGCAGGAAGAGCAGACAGACUCCCAGGAGAGCUCCAUGGAAGCGGGCAGAAGACACAGCAAGCCUUCCUGCUCCUUUCCUUCUGGUCCAGAGCUAUACCUUCACUCUGCUCCCUGGAAUCCACUUCCAUCUUCCCUGCAGCCACCUCCUUUGGAAACAUUCUAUGUGACCAAAAGCCGAGAUGCCCUGACAGAAACUGCCUUGGAAAUUCCAGCUUGCAGAGAAGCAAGGGUGCCCUCCCCACCCCUCAGGGAAGCCUGGGGCUUUGGACAUGAGCACCAGGUCCUCCAAAAUGUGUACGUGGAGGAUAAGUUGCCAGUACAAUUACAAAACCAGAAUUCCAAGAUUGCAUCAUCUCAGCAGGUCGCAGCAGAGAGGCCAGUUGAUUUGAAUGCCAAGGAAGUUUGCAGAGAAAAAGGGAAAUGCCUUGGAAAGGUUAAAGAAAGAAGCCAUAAUUCGGUUUAUUUUUUGGUCACUCAGAACGGACAUUUUUUCCCAUCUACCAGCAUAAAAGUAUGUGAAUUUGAAAAUCAAGUUGGAAUUUUAAAUAAACACAGUCUUCCAACGCUCAAGCAGGGAGCAAAGGCUCCUAUACAGUCCUACUGCAGUGUCUCCUCAAACAGUUCUGGGUCAGGGAAGCCUCUCCUUGCGUGUGAAUCUGAGACGGGUGAGGAAGAAGAGCAGGGGCAGAACGCAGUCCUCACACAGGCUCAGGCCUUUGACGCGAAAAGACACUUUCCUUCCAGGGUUAGGUCUGAUUUCACCUGUAAAACCCUCUAUUUAGCCCCUGACAAGGACGAGCCACAGGAUGCAGCUCUUCCUUUGAAGUCUAGAUCAGUACGUCAUCAGGUAAGCCGCCCAGAGACAAUGGCCCUGGGUGAGAGUCCAGCCCAUAAGGAGGAAGGGAGGAAUGGAACUGGGCUUCUUGGAAAAGCACCCCAUUCCAAAGACGGCUCAGAAGAGUUUAAGCUUUCACAGACUGAGUCCACAUAUGAACAAUUCCAGUCAGUUACAUCCUCUCAGGAAAGAAACCUCAGCGAAUGCAAAGUCCCUGGAAAAGCACUUAAAGCAAAUCCCAAAGAAGAACCUCCUGGAAAGACAUGGGAUGAAAGAGUUAAUAGUGCCAACGAGAUGGCUAGGCUAAUUAGGAGUGUGAUGCAGCUGGAGAAUGGCAUCUCAGAAAUUGAAUCCAAACAGGGUAAGCAGUUGCACGCCUCCCAUCCACCGGGAGUCAGCAAGGAGUUCAUCUUCCAGUACCGACAGGACCAGGAGACAGCUGACAGCGUGCUGAGGACAGGCAGCUUUGGAAACCACCCGCCCUUCAAGGAUCAGCCGACUUCUCCCAAAUGGACAGACGAUGUUAUCUGUAGGGAUGGUGAAGCUGGGGAAGUGGAGGUGAACGGUAGCACUGAUCCCCAGAGACCUGGCAGCAGAUUUGUGAGAGGGCAUACCUACCCAGCUGUGCUAGACACACCCUCCAAGGACUCUGGUGGUUAUUUAGGGGUGUGCACAGUUUGCAGAGAAUGCACCAAUGCCUCUGCUCACCCGAGGACUAAAGCUUCAGCCAGAGCUCUGCCAUUGCAGCCCAGGCCCAAGGGGACUUCUGAGGAGGGCGAGCUCGGGAAUGCAGUGCACCUCAGACGUCAGCCCCGCAGCUUGGGAAGUCUGGAGGAGCUGGAGACUUUGGAGGGUGUUCAAGAAAGCCAUCCUGCCAAGUGCAUCCAUCGUUCUCAGCAGGAGGAGCCAGCAGUUCAAGGCAGAAUGGAAGAAACGGCUGCUCAAAGAAGAAGCCUAGAGGAGAAAAACACAGUCUCGUCGACUCAGAGACUCCCUGGCCUGUGCCACCAUUGUGUGCACACAUUGUUCAGCCACAGGACCGGCCUGUUACCAAGCCAGCCAGACUCCUGCACGGCUCCUCGCCAAGACCUGAGUCAUACCUUGCUCUUGAAUUCAACAAGGCUGCCAAGAAGCUAUCUUUAUGCACCUGAUACUCUAGGCAUCUCUUCUGUUGACUAUGUGUUGGAUCCUACGGUGCUGAAAAUGCCCACCAGUCCCUUGGUAACUGGAGCGGGGCAGCAGGACCAUAGUGGAGCGUCCGGACACCACAGCCUGCAGGGAGAUGACAGAUGGGACUCCUCUGUGGUGCACGCUGCUUGGCCCGGAUCUGUGACACCCAUGGCCACGGGACCUCGUGGUCAAUCCAGUGUACCAGGGAGCGUUCCCCUGGGCGCCGAGGGCAAGAGGUCAGCAAGCACUGGUCCCCAAGACCAAGGAGGCGACCUUAGAAGCAGCUCGAUGGGCCUGGGUAGCAGGGUAGGUUCUCCUUCCAGAGCCGAGGCAGCUGAACCAAGAGGACCAGACAGAGCUGGUGCCCUGAAUGGGGCCUCUAGCCUGCUUGAGAGGAAGGUUGGCAGCCCCUUAGAAGAAGGAGACAGCCAAGGCAGAGAGGUAAGGCAGGAGGCCGAGGACCUCAGUCCUCCUGGUGGGGCUUUCUCAGCGCCUGUGUCCCCACCAGGGGUCCCUCAGCCAGAGCCCUCUGCUCAGCCACCCACAAACCUGGCUGUGUUGGAGGAGACGGGACUGGCAAAGACUCAGAGGAAGCAGCUUUACGACGUGGUGGCUGGGGGCACAGUCCUGCCUUCCAGCAAGACUUUGUUAGAACCUGAAUGUUCUUCAAGGGCCCCUGGCAGGCUGCAGUGUCCACAAAUGGGCCAGUCAGUGGCUGACAGGACCACAAAUGAGGCUGAAGCAUGGAAUCACACAGCAUCUCUCUCCGUUGAACCAGGACACCGAUCAGUUGACAAGAAGACAACUGUCCUUCAGGCCAUACCCCCGUCUGCAGACAGCUUCCACUCUCUGCCCAGCACUGACACUGGCAUGGGGCCACAGUGUCCCUCACGGACUUCUGCCCACACUGAGUCCGCUCCAGGUGGGAGCCAUUGUACCAGAAAACAGGAGUGUUUCCUGGGAGCAGGUGAACAAUCUGUGUGUCACACAAGCUCUUCUGAAAUCACCGAGAAAAACGAAGCAUCCGGAGCGGCUCCCUCUGCUGGUGCUCUGGGCUCAGAGAGUCUUCCUUCUUCAGCAGCCUCCAGGGAGGAGGACAGGAGGGUGAUGACAGGGGAAGUGGUGGCUGCCUCACUUUCUCAGGCCCCUUUGGAGGAGGCUGGACGGAUUGCACAGGGGCGAGAGGCAUUGGCUGCGGCCGAGGGCAUGCUCCCUGGCCAUCAGGAGAGCAGCCCAGCCCACCAAGUACCUGGGACUCCGGACUGCACGUGGGGAGGAGGCUCAGGUACCGUCCAAGCCACUGCACAGGGAGAAAGAGCAGCCUGUUUUGAAAGUCGCCUUGUGAUCGCAGAUGUUCAGAACUCAGCCAGCCUCUCGGAGCCUAACCAAGACCAGGGCCAAUGCCUCGAGGCUUCUGCCAGCUCAGAAGAAGGGAGGGCGAGCCCCAAAUGGGGUGCCGUCCUGCCCGGAGCCCUGAGGGGGGUUGGACCAGAAGCUCCCUCACAGCCGCGUGUGAAGCGGGAAGGGAGUGUUGGCUCUGGGCUGGCAGAAGCCUGCAGGGCUGGCGUGGAAGGUCCCAGGCCAGCUCUGUUGCCAGAUCAGAGCCCCGGGGGAGUCAGAGAGGAGGCCCCGAGCAGAUGCCCGCGGGAAGACUCAGGUGUUGGUGUCUCCUCAUGGAGCCCUGGUGGCAGCAAGACCCUUGGCCUAUCCCAGAGCCAGGAAGAGAGCAGAUCUGGUCCUUGCUGGCAGCCGUGUAGCCCUCAACCUGUUGUUUGGGGUGCCCGUUCCUCCCCUCCCUCCACCUCACUGUGUUACAGAGAUGGUGACCUGGGCAGGGGGGCUUCCAUGGCUCCUCUACACCCUCACCACCCUUCCAGGGUCCCCUCCAGGGCCUGGGGAAUGGAGAGAGGAGAGGGCCAUGGCAGGGAACCUGGCGUGCUGUUGGCGCAUGGCCGUGAGCCCAAAGGCAUUAACAUAGAGCUGGGGCCAGCAGACGGCAGCACCCCAGAGGCCUCCGCCGCUGCGUUCCUACCUCUGACUGGGGGCUGCAGCUCCCCUGCUGCCCCCGACAUGAGGACGAGCCCCCUCAGCCCCUUGCUUACUGAUGGGAGCUCCAGGUCAGUAGGGGAUUCUGAGAAGAAGGCUGCCGAGAAGAAAGUCAGAGCCGAGCUUGAGGCUCUCCCUUCCCCCGAGGGCGGGUGCUCUGAGACACCCGGGAGGUUGCAGGACAGCUCUGUGGGGGGCCAGGGUGCACAGGGCUCUCAACCCAAGCCAGCAGCAGCGGGGGGACCACACACCCUGAAUUUAAGUGAAGGGUGUGUUGAGAGUGAGCUGCUGGAGGGACUACAACAGGGAUGUUUGGGAAAUGACAUCAGAUGCCUUCCAGAAGAGCCGCAACUUCCCCCAGGGUCCAGGGAUCAUGGUGUCUUGCAACCCCAAGCCAAACUCAUAACAGAGUUAAAGUAUAUCUCCAGAUCCCAGGUUGACAGUCCAUGGGAGGAGGAGGAGCAGCAGAGAGACCAGGCUGCAGGUGGCCGUGGAGACCCUGUGGGGGUCAGGAGGCCCCCACAUGCUGAUGAAGGCAGCUCGGACAGCUGUCAGAUUAGAGGUGCAGACAGACAGGGCAGGAGAGUGGCCAGGUCCCCUGCGUCCAAGACGAUCUCGCCCAGCUUCGGUGACUCAGCCGCUGUCUCCUUAGGGCAACGCAGAGCAUGCUGGCCGGCAGCCCAGGGCCCUGGGCAGCCCUCUUCUGGUGGGGAGCAGCCGGCGCCCCACCACCGGGGUUCACGUCCUAUAAUUUCAGUCUUCUCCGGUCGCAAAUACUCCAGACCACAGUUCUCUGUGGUCAGCUCUUCCCGGUCUCUUCAGGAGCUGAACUUGAGCGUGGAGCCUCCUUCCCCAACAGAGGAGGAUAUCGCGGAGCCCAACCAACUGUGGGCCUCACACCCCAGGGGCACUUUCUCAGGAAAAUCUGCAGUGAGAACGUCUCCGAAUGCUGAGGGUUGUGAUCAGGAAGCCUUCUCUGACUUGGACAGUAUUGCUACUGAUCUCAGGCCCCUACUACUCGCACCCCCACCUUAUUCAGCGACUUCAACUUUCUCGAGAAUGCCAAUCCCUAAUCUCACGUCCGUCCAUCCAUCUGGUGCUCUGGCACAGGCCCAGUCAGGAAAGUCAGAGAGACUGGGUGGCCAGGCCAGACCAGAGGAGUGGCGCUCCAUGGAUGUGGGUGGAGGAGCCCUGCUCUUGGGCCCCAGUGACAUCAACCCCUGCAUCCUUCCCUGGCAUCCCAAGGGGCCUGUGUGCACUGGCUGGAGGCAGCAUGUAUUUGGUGGUGCAGUCAGCGUCUCCCACUGCCCCACAUCGCAGGGUCUAACACCUCCAAACGUGGCCCAGAGCAGCAUGGGCAGCUGCCUAGAGGACCAGAGCUCCUUGCUCCGCUCCCACCUCAGCACCUUGGCCAGCGCCCAGAGCAUGUUGAACAAAUGCAGCAGCGUUGGAAAUGCCCGAGGUUCACGUGAGGCCUGGGAGGUAUGGGGUUCCUUGCCUGCCCUGAGGAACCCCGACAUCCUGAUCAGCUCUGAAGGAGCAGCCCCCUCGAAGGGUCCUGAUGAGAGAGCCCAGUUCCGGGGCACCCCUGAUGAAGCGGGUUCUCCAAGGAGGGAGCCCCCCUGGGCUGAGGGACGUGCUGCAGGUCCAGUGGAUGAGAUUAUGCUGCUAUAUCCAUCCGAGGUGGGUGGUCCUGUAGCUCAGUCCAGGAUGGACACCUUGGAGCGAGGCACGCAGACCCUGGGCUGCAAGUCCCACUGGAGCUCUUCUGACUCCUCUGCCCGGUCGGAUCUGGCCUCCUGGGCCAGCAUGCACAGCCUGUCACUCCACCUCUCACAGCUCCUCCACAGCACCUCGGAGCUAUUGGGGAGUCUCUCCCAGCCAAGUGUGGCCGAAAAGGAGUGGAAUGCCAAGAGGGACACCCCUCGUGAGGUGCCCCAGACCCAGAUGACGGAUGGCUCUACUCAGACCACCAUGGAUGAGGGCAUCCAGACUGACCUGGCCUCACCAUCCCUCCACUUCCAGGCCCCAGAGGCCAACCCUCAGAAGGUCAAUGUGAUCCUUGAAGGGCUGGGCUCGGAUCUCACUAGUAUGUCUCAAGGAAAGGGACAUGUCCCCGGGACACUUCAGAAGAGAGAGGCAGAGGAGACAGUGUGGAAAACAGCAGGGCCCCUAGAUCUUCAGGGAGAAGACACUCUUUGCAGGCCCCAGAGCACCCCUGUACCCUCAUUCCACUUCGACUUUCAGAAAGGCCCCUUUGGGCAGAACCUGCCUUCUCUGAGCCCCCAGGCUUCGGGUGCCCUCCUGCCUCCCAGCUCCCAGCCAGAGGAGCCCUCCUGCCUGGCUGUUGGCAGACCCUGCCUCAGCACAUUUUCCUCCCCAGGGCCCUGCCCCCACACUGUGGAGUCUGUCGGGGAGCUCAGCGUGCAGAAGGAGCAGGGGCCUACCGGUGCCUUGCUGGUGGACAGGGCCUCCUCCCCGAUCCUCACGCUUAGUGCCAGCACCCCAGGGUCGGGGGUCCCGCCAGGCGCCUUGUCUCUCUCAUCUCCCUCAGCUCUUUCCCUUGACAGCCGCCAGAAACUCAUGUCCAGCCCAAGCCUUCCCCUUCCUGCCCCCCAGCCUCCAGUGGGUAAUUUUUCUCAAACCACUGAUGAGGCAGGUGGCUCUCAGAGAGCAGGGGCUCCAUGUGGAGAAGGUAGAAGUUCCUUAGAAGGGGGCGACCGCAGACCCUUUGGGGUGAGCUCCCAAGGCAGCCCAGAGCAGAGCACAAAGCUCCAAGUCCGUUUUGUGCAGCAGCCCCCGCAGCAGUGCCUGCCCAGGACCACCGCCAGGGUGCAGAGCAGGCUGUCGCCCCCUGCCCUGAGGAGCAGGAGCCAAAGGCUGACUGACAGCCUUCUGCCUGAGGACGUGGCCUCAGUAGAGUGUGGCUCGCUGAGCAGAAGGGGGCCAGGUGUGUGGCAGAGCAGGACAGAGAAAAGGGGUGAGGGCUCAGCCUCUCCAGUGGAGCUGCGGCCCGCUCUGGACGUUUCCUCUUCGUUGCGGGGCUUCCAGCGCCACAGCCCCUGCCCUUUCUCUGAGUUGACUGAUACCCCAGGGCUCCAGGGUUGCAUCUUGGGCCCGCCUGUGGCCUGCCAGCCUGGGGGGCUGCUGCCCCCCGGUUCCCAGAUGUACACUACCCCUGAGCCCCAACAUCAUGGUCUGAGGGACCUUCCCAUGCGUAACAAAUUUAGUGACUGGUGUGGGCCUCAGAAUGGCUCUCCUGGAGGGCCAGGUACCGUGGAUUCCCUGAGGACCAGAGGUGAUUGUGGCUCUGGAGAGCAGCCCCAGAGGCGCCCACAAGCCCCUGAGGACCAGAGCCGGGCACCAGAGUGGCCCCAGAGGGAGCAGAUCCCCCUGAAAGUUGGGGCCCAGAACCUCUCCCUCAGCACAGAACUCACAGAAGCAAAACUGCACCAUGGUUUCGGGGAGGCAGAUGCCCUGCUGCAGGUGCUGAAGAGCGGCACGGGGGAGGCGCUCUCUGCCGAGGAGGAGGAGCUAUACGCCCGGCCAAAACACAAAGCAGAGACCCUCCAGAGGGAGCAGGCUCAGGGACUUCAGAACUCCCGCCGAACACGAAGCCUCAGCCCCGAGAAGCAACUGAGCUUUGCUCGGGACUUUGACCUCCCCAGCCGGCGCCGAGAAUACCUGCAGCGGCUGAGAAAGGACGUUGUGGAGACCACCCGGAGCCCAGGGUCAGCAUCAAGGUCUUCCCACCCACCCUCUGACAUAGAGCUGAUGCUACAAGAAUACCAGCGGGCCCGUGAGGAGGCCAAAGUGGAGAUUGCCCGGGCCCGGGACCGACUGCGGGAGCGGACUGAACAGGAAAAGCUGAGAAUUCGCCAGCAGAUCAUCUCCCAGCUGCUGCGGGAGGAAGAAAAACUGCACACCUUGGCCACCUCUGGCUCUCGGUGCACCAGCUCCGACGGAAGCCUCUCAUCUGGUGGCACCUCUGGCUAUAAUAGCAGCCCAGCGUUGCCAAGCCAGCUCCAGUCCCCAGACAGUGUGGGCAACACAAACUUGCCUGAUUCCAGAGACUCCUGGGUAUGGGAAGUGCGGGGCCGCUCUUCAGUGAGGAACAAUCAGCUGAAUCUGGCCAGCUCUGCCUGGAAAAGCUUAGCUUACGGCCGCAGUGCCGCCUUGGGCAGUUGCUGCUGUUCCCCGUCCAGCCUGUCCAGCCUGGGGACCUCCUCCUCCUCCUCAUACAAGGAUUUGGCCAAGCACAUCGUGGACCUCUCUAUGGCUGAUGUGAUGGCUGCUUGCUCAGAUAACCUGAACAACCUCUUCAGCUGCCGGGCAGCAGCUGGCUGGAACCAUCAGGGUGAGGAGCAGGAGGUGCAGCUGUACUACAAGAUGUUCUCUUCUACCCGGCAUGGCUUCCUGGGCGCUGGCGUGGUGUCCCAGCCACUGUCUCAUGUGUGGGCAGCUGUGAGUGACCCCACCUUGUGGCCCCUGUACCAUAAGCCCAUCCAGACAGCGAGACUUCACCAGCGGGUGACCAACAGCAUCAACCUGGUGUAUCUGGUGUGCAAUACCACCGUGUGUGCACUGAAGCAGCCACGGGAUUUCUGUUGUGUCUGCGUGGAAGCCAAAGAGGUGCCUGCCUUGCUGGCGGGGCAGCUGUCUAUCAUGGCAGCCCAGUCUGUGUAUGAUGCAUCCAUGCCAAGACCCAGCAGAGAGAUGGUCCGAGGGGAGAUCCUGCCCAGUGCCUGGAUCCUGCAGCCCCUCACCGUGGAAGGGAAGGAGAUCACCAGAGUCAUCUACCUGGCCCAGGUAGAACUUGGUGCUCCAGGAUUCCCCCCUCAACUUCUGAGCUCCUUCAUCAAACAGCAGCCACUGGUUAUAGCCAGACUGGCUUCCUUCCUUGGUAGUUAGCAUCUCACAGUCAAGAUGGCACUCCAGGAUGCCCCAGAGAUGCUGGGGCAGUUCUUGUUACUCUCAGUAUCCUGAUGCAAGAAGAGCCAAGGCUACCUGCUGUGGCUGACUGAACAGACGGCAUUCCGCCCCGAAGUUCCAAUGAAACCUGGUCGGCACUUGGUCACAGCUGGCACCUCUGCAGAGCAAGGGGGCUUGAGCUUCUGGCUCUGGCUGUCCAGAGUGAAUGAAGCUCAACUCACCUUUUUGGAUUUCUCACCUUUUUUUCCUGUCUCUGGGACCCUAUGGCAUAUAGGCCACUCGAGGAUCAGGAUUGGGUACAGCCAGUAGAGCUGGGAAAUGGCAGUGCUCUGACAUGGUGCUUACUUAGUUUGGUGCAGCCCUUGGGCUGGUAGAGAAGCAAGCUGCCAUCGGCCUCCAGCAUUCAGCUCCACUGUGGGAUGGAGUGUUAGGAAAUACCAAAACAGAAAAUGGUUUAAAAAACAUCUACACAAACCAGAACAAUGAUGAAGAAUUGUUUCUCCUCCUUGAAUCUUUACAAAUUGCUUUAUUAUUAAUUUUUGCCUUGCCCCCACCCACUUCCUUUCCCUCGCAGGAGAGGACGUUCAUUUGGGUCUUGGCCCGUUAGGAGUACUGAUCGGUGCUGUGUUACGGAGCCUUCGCUCCAGAGCUCAGUAGAAUGAGAAAACCACUGUAGAAGCUGGCUGCAUAGAUUUGGGGUAAGGGUGGGGCCCCAGAUCCUUGAGGAAGACUGGGGAUGGGGCUUGGGCAUCUCUCAUUUCAGAGAUGAAAAACUGUCUUUUGAAGACAGGAGGGAUGAUAAUGGACUUCCUAGAGGAGGUAAGUUAUUUGUUAGGAGGAAGCUCAGUUCCAUUCCUUACCUCACUCGAAGGCUUGGUUCCAGCCUUCGGGCUCCUGAGCAUUCCACGCACUGCUGUAGCCCCUUCUGUUCUAGGGUGGGAUGGAGACUGGGUUCAGUUUUCUGACUGAACUUGAGCUUUUAUUCUGUAUGGUUACUUGAAAGUGCUAGGGGUGGGAGAGAUUCUUGGCUUCAGUUCUGGUGCCCAGAGUCUUUGGUAGAAGAGGAUGACCAUAUGGGGGUUGAGAUGAUGUGGUAAAAAAGGUAAAUUUCUGCAUAGUCCAGCAGAGAUUUAUUUUUCUGAAAGUAUUUGCAGGAUUUUUUCCCCUCUUACCUCAGAUUAAGUUAUUUAUAUAUUAUUGAAGGUUUUUUUUUAAUUGCUUUUAAACUUAUUUUUCUGGUUAAUAUUUUGGUAACACUUGAUAUAUUUAACACCCUAUUUAUGUACUCCCUUCUCUUUUCAUUAUGAUUAAGACCACUGAUUGAAAAGUUCAGAACACUUGCAAAUUAA
Messenger RNA from Odocoileus virginianus texanus, 14831 nucleotides. RefSeq names its product StAR related lipid transfer domain containing 9 (gene STARD9). Gene Ontology annotation, molecular function: lipid binding; ATP binding; microtubule binding. Gene Ontology annotation, cellular component: nucleus; cytoplasm; centriole. NCBI's taxonomy places the organism in Eukaryota, Metazoa, Chordata, Mammalia, Artiodactyla, Cervidae. The record is from RefSeq and is a predicted model, not a curated record. Gene Ontology annotation, biological process: spindle assembly; microtubule-based movement.